This is a messenger RNA of Sinocyclocheilus anshuiensis, 2884 nucleotides long. RefSeq lists its product as uncharacterized. Bases 451 to 1881 code for a protein of 476 amino acids. The transcript has 7 exons. Gene Ontology annotation, cellular component: nucleus; cytoplasm. Gene Ontology annotation, molecular function: ferrous iron binding; L-ascorbic acid binding; peptidyl-proline 4-dioxygenase activity. NCBI's taxonomy places the organism in Eukaryota, Metazoa, Chordata, Actinopteri, Cypriniformes, Cyprinidae. The record is from RefSeq and is a predicted model, not a curated record. Gene Ontology annotation, biological process: peptidyl-proline hydroxylation to 4-hydroxy-L-proline; cellular response to hypoxia.
UAUGAUGCGUAAUUUCUCCACCCGCACAUUGUUUUAUCAGAUACGAAGCGUAUGCUACGUACUCUUUGUUCACCAAGGAUUGUAGGGACAGAAAUUACAGUGUUGUCAGUGAAAAUGUUGUUUUAAUUAUUUUUACCAGCUGAAAUGAACGUGUAUUAGAUAUGGGCGAGAGAACACCGGAAAUUCUUUAUAAUCGAUGCUGGUCUUUAGUGCCUUUAACACAGAGACGCUCAGAAACCCGUGCCCUGGAAAUGAACAGCCAAUAAAAUAGUUAAUAGUUAAUUCUGUAAUAAACACCUAAUAAAAGGACCGUAUUUAUGGUGCGCUGUGAAAGUUUGGUGAGGAGCUUCGUGACAACAGCGCCGCCAGGCAGGCAUGAGCAGAGCCGAUUCUGCAGAAAAUGAGGAUUGGACGUGAGCUACGUGCGCAUCCAGGAGUAGACGACAUGACAUGGAGAGACUGGAAAACACGGACCUUUUAAAAACGCACGGACGCGAGAGUAUCUGCUCCCCGCAAGAGAGAGUCGCCAAUGGCUGUUGUGAUGCUCACGCAGUGAAUACAAUGGUUCUGAACGCGACCACAGCAGAGGAGCUUACGCUUCUGAAGGAGUCCAAGAGCGGCUUGCCGUUGUAUAACGGUGGAGGAGUGGUGUCCCCUUCACCUACAGCAGAAGAAAGUUAUCGUGAGGUCCCUGCGCAGACGCAAAGCGGGUGUUUACAUCUAAAUGGACUGGUGGAGACCCCCAAUGGGGGCCUCACAGCUAAUGGGGACAGGACUUUGGACAGGCCUUUGAAGAAACCUUGUGGAGAUGUGCGAUUCAGACAACUCCAGCAUCAGAGGAGAAAAGAUGAGGAAAACCGAGACUUUGGGGCCCAUGGUGGUUGUCCCGCAUCGGGGUCCGGAUCUAGCGGCUCUUCGGAAACGUCCCACGGACCGGACCCUUCUUAUUCUCCGCUUGAAUUCAAAAGGAGAAGGCUUGAAUUGGACUCCAAAACAGACUCUAGUAAAAGCACAUGGGCUGUUGCGCCCCUCGCAGCAAAUCACCAACACAAAAACUGUGGCGGCUCCGUGUCGUCGCCCGGUUGGGUCUAUCACAAUGGACACAAAGUUGCAGUGAACCUGGCCGAGGUGCACUCUGCUCCGCCUGCGGUGGCCACCAGUGCAGAUUGGUCUCCUGAGCACAUGGCUCAGCAGUACAUAGUUCCUUGCAUGAAGUUUUACGGCAUUUGCGUCAAAGAUGGCUUCCUGGGCGAUCAACUGGGCAGUAAGGUUCUGGAGGAAGUGGAGACUCUAAAUCACAGUGGGAAGUUCAGAGGCGGCCAGUUGGUCAGCCAAAAGAACAUCCCCUCUAAGAACAUCCGUGGAGACCAGAUAGCCUGGGUCGAAGGCAACGAGCCGGGCUGCGAGAACAUCGGGAGCCUCAUGGCUCACAUUGAUCAGGCCAUCAUGCGCAGUGCGGCCAAUGGACAGCUGGGGAAUUAUAUCAUAAACGGCCGCACCAAGGCCAUGGUUGCGUGUUACCCUGGAAACGGAACAGGAUACAUGCGACAUGUGGACAAUCCUAACGGCGACGGACGCUGCAUAACCUGCAUCUACUAUCUGAACAAGAACUGGGAUGCGAAGGUUCAUGGAGGUUUAUUGCAGAUCUUCCCCGAGGGUCGUAAUGUUGCAGCCAACAUCGAGCCUCUGUUUGACCGUCUGCUCAUUUUCUGGUCAGAUCGCCGGAACCCACAUGAGGUGAAACCAGCUUUUGCCACUCGCUAUGCCAUCACUGUUUGGUACUUUGAUGCAAAAGAGCGUGCUGAAGCGAAGGAGAAGUACAGACUGGCUACAGGACAGAAAGGAGUUAAAGUGCCCGUCACACAAAGCAGCAAGACCUGAAUCUCAGUCAUUCGAGUGAACACUCAAGUGUCCUGUUUAUGUGUGGGGCAGCCCGUGCCGCCACGCGAUUGGCUGUUUUCAAGAGAAGAUGCAAGAAACCCAACAAUCACGGCUCUUUCUGUGGCCUCAAACAUCCAACAAGAAGUUUGAUUUGAUUGGGUGGGACUGUCUGUAAAUUUGAUUGGGACUGUCUGUAAAUGAACACCAUAAACAAACUUGAUGGUCACAGCUCUGAAAGGCUGGCAGGAUUGGCCGAUUUUCCUCAUCCCGUGGAAAGUCAACAGUGGAAACAUCACAACACUACACCUCUGUGUGUAAGUGGGUAGAUGAGAUUUUCCAGUGGCCUUUGUCAUAUCCUAUUUAGCCCCACGAAUGUGUAACCAGCUUAACACUGAGAUCUGACUUAAGCGAACGCUCAACUAAAUCAUGAACACUGACACAGAAUAACCAACAAUCACAUUAUACAUGAAUGCUUUGGUAGACACAAUCCCUUACGAUUGAGCCUGAGCCCUAGGAAACAUUCAGGGUGAAUUCAUUCAGAAUGAACAGCGCCCUCUGAUGGCGUCAGUUUUCACGCAAUGCUUUGUUCACGGAAAUCCAGUAGCACCACAAAAAUGUUCGCAAUAAGCAAUUUUGCUUGCAACGGUUUGCAGCAAACCUUAGGGCCGUUCAUUUAGAACGUAUUUUUGCAGUCCGUCUUCGCUAUUUUUUUAAGUGUUGUCCUCGCCAUUGCUUCAUAUUUCGGUGUAUUUUCAGAGAUUCGCUCCACGAGAGCUGCAUUUUUAAGAUGCAUCCAGACUGUGUCCCGUGUGAAUGGCCGUGACCUCAAUUUGUAAUACUUUGCUGGGACUGUACAUUGGGAUGCAACAAAAAUAAAAUUCUGGCCGAUAAUGAAAAGCGAUAAUUGUUGUCUAAUUAUAAUCGUAUGUUAUAACCGAUAACCGAUAAAUGGAUAUAAAUAUUAAAAUUCUAUAAUAUUUUGUAACAAUACGUUAAAAAUAAA